This is a messenger RNA of Grus americana (Whooping crane), 2137 nucleotides long. It is a transcript of the gene CARD9, whose product is annotated as caspase recruitment domain family member 9. The coding region runs from base 205 to 1905 and encodes 566 amino acids. Lineage: Eukaryota; Metazoa; Chordata; Aves; Gruiformes; Gruidae. Gene Ontology annotation, biological process: positive regulation of canonical NF-kappaB signal transduction; regulation of apoptotic process. The transcript is spliced from 13 exons. The record is from RefSeq and is a predicted model, not a curated record.
AGUUUCCCCUUUUCUUUUUUUCUCAAAUCAGUUUUGCUCCUGGAAUAAUCUUUGCUCUAGCCAGAACAUAAAGGGAGGCUGCAUCCAAGACAAGUUUUCUCAGACACAGGACACAGAUGUGUAUUGCUAGACCAGGAGAGGAAGCAAGGAGACUUUUGACUGCACAGGCUCAGACAGGACAACGCUGCUUACUAAUACUUCAACAUGUUGGAAGAGGAUAGUGAUGAAACAUGUUGGAAUAACCUGGAGAACUUCCGGGUGAAGCUGAUCUCUGUGAUAGAUCCUUCCCGUAUAACACCCUAUCUUCGCCAGUGCAAAGUGAUCAGCCAUGAUGAUGAGGAACAAGUUCUUAACGACCCCAGCCUGGUCAUGCGCAAACGGAAGGCAGGUGUUCUUCUGGACAUUCUUCAGCGAACAGGACACAAGGGCUUUGAGGCGUUUAUGGAGAGUCUUGAGCUUUAUUACCCACAACUGUAUAAGAAAAUAACUGGCAAGGAUCCCAGCAGGGUUUUCUCUAUGAUUAUAGACACCGCUGGGGAAUCUGGCCUGAGCCAGCUCCUGAUGAACGAGAUCAUGAAGCUGCAGAGCACCAUGCAGGAGGAGCGGCGGAAGGCCCAGGAGCUCACCAUGUGGCUGCACACCAAAGAGGACACGAUCAGAGAGAUGUGGGUGAGGGACAGCCUGCUCCGCAAGCACCAAGAGCGGGCGCAGAAGAUGAAGGAGGAAAGGGACAGCCUGGGCAAGGAGCUGCGGAAGUGCAAGGACGAGAACUACAACCUGGCAAUGAGCUAUGCCAAACAGAGCGAGGAGAAGAGUGCUGCCCUCAUGAAGAACCGGGACCUAAUCCUAGAGAUCGAUCACUUGAAGCACAGCCUCAUGAAGGCUGAGGAUGACUGCAAACUGGAGCGUAAACACACGAUGAAACUGAAGCAUGCCAUAGAGCAGCGCCCAAGCCAUGAGGUGAUGUGGGAGAUCCAGCAGGAGAAGGAGUUGCUCCUGGCCAAGAAUCAGGAGCUGGAGAACACUCUCCAGCAGGUUGCCAGGGAACAGAAUUUAGAGAAGAGCCUCUCCAAGGAGACCCUGGAGAAUGACUGUAGCCAGAUACUAGAAGAACGCCGGGAGCUGAUGAACACCAUUUACAGCCUUCGCAAGGAGCUACGGCAAGCUGAGGUCCUCCAAGACAAAGUACGUGAUGCAGUGCAAGUUCCUGCUGAGGGUCUGUCAUAUGCAGAGGAAAAAGAGAUGCUUGAACUACAGUGCACAUCUCUGAGGAAGGACUCCCAGAUGUAUAAAAAACGGAUUGAAGCUGUAUUGCAGCAGAUGGAAGAAGUGGCUUCAGAAAGAGACCAGGCGCUCCUGACCCGAGAACAGUUCUAUGCGCAGUAUUCCAAGAACCUGGUUGAGAGGGACACUUACCGCAAGCAGAUUCGGGAGCUGGGGGAGCGAUGUGAUGAAAUGCAACUGCAGCUCUUCCAGAAGGAGAGUCAGUUACUGGCUACUGAAGCCAAGCUGAAAAGGUUGCAACUGGAGCUCCCCACACCAACCUCUGACCUGGAUGAUACCUCCUCCAGAGAUUCCCAGGAACUUACUCUUCAUGGUCAUCUAGAUGAAGAUACACAACCGACUAAAAAAGACUGCCCUGAAGGACAAAACCAGCAAUUUAGCACUCGAGAGAGCAGUCUGCCUCCAAAGUCACCAAGUUUCAAGGACUGUAGCUUAGCCAACGAGGAACUGGCAGAAAAGGAGCGGAAGAGGAUGAAGGACUGCUUUGAGCGUUACCGAAGGUCUGGACUUUAUCUUGUUUUCAGAAAAAGAGCACUGCGCAGGGCACCGAAGGACCGGCACCACGAGGCCGACUGGGAGAACACCACCGGCAGCGACAACACUGACACCGAAGGCUCCUGAGAGCAGGAGCCAACCUGCGAGGGAAACGCCAGCCUGGCCGGAGGGGCUGUGCCCUCUGUACUAUUUAUCUCUCAAUGGACGAGUUGGAUUUUAAAACCAUGUAACAAACAUUUAUGAGAAGUUGAUGUUUGUAACGGGACAGCGUUUUUUAGCUCUGCUGUCCCCUUGUCCAUCUCUCUCUUAGAACUGCAGUGCUGUGAAAGGGGUGCGGUGCACAAAUAAAAUAAACAGA